This is a messenger RNA of Trypanosoma theileri, 2757 nucleotides long. Its product is annotated as putative protein kinase. The record is from RefSeq and is a predicted model, not a curated record. Bases 1 to 2757 code for a protein of 918 amino acids. The transcript has a single exon. Gene Ontology annotation, cellular component: nucleus. Lineage: Eukaryota; Euglenozoa; Kinetoplastea; Trypanosomatida; Trypanosomatidae. Gene Ontology annotation, molecular function: cyclin-dependent protein serine/threonine kinase activity; ATP binding. Gene Ontology annotation, biological process: regulation of mitotic cell cycle; protein phosphorylation.
AUGUCAGAACACUUGAGACGAAGAAUAGAGGCAUUAAAGUCACGGAAAGCCACAACGGAGGAUUCUGUGGCCAGUCUAUCGUCAACAGCCGUAUCUGCACCCAUAUCCACUGGACCAACAAACACUACCACAACAGCAACAGCAACAGCAACAGCAAUAGCAGCAGGAACAUCAUCAACAUCAACAGCAGCAGCAGCAGCAGUACCAUCAACAACAUUUUCUCCACCACCCUUGUCGUCCACAUCAACUGGUAAAACUGCAGCGUCUAUUCCUAUUAGUAAUUUACCCCCAGCCUUUGUAUCACCACAUACUGCAGUGGUGAAAUAUAGAGAUACUGUAAAAGAUCCACUGUGUGCGAAAUUCACCACAAGACAUGCUGUAAAACUGCUGGAGACUGUAUUGCGGUCUCAUAAGAAUAAUACAAAACGACGAAAGCGUGAACGUUCCUCUGAUAUUGAUAAUGACACUGAAAUACAAGAAGGAAAGGAGCAACAAGAAGAAGAAGAAGAAGAAAAAGAACAGAAUGAUGGAGAUCACAUGGUAGAAAUCAAGAAUACAAAUAAAGAAAAUCUUGUCUCCAAUGUUGAUUCCUACACCUCUACUGUAAUCUCUUAUUUCUUACCUGAAGUAGCAGAAAAGUGUUUUAUUUUUAGUGAGGAAACAGAAUUAAAGGAGGAAGAAGAUACCAAUAAGGGUUCCUCACUAUGUUCUCACAGUACAAUAACUGGCGGAAUUAAUAGAUGCAGAAAAGAUUUUGGACAUAUUUUGGUUUCUGGAAAACGGCGGUUGCCGUGUCGUUCAGUGGAGGAAUAUGAACCAAGAGCACGUAUUGCACAAGGCGUGUAUGGAGUUGUAAUCAGUGCAGUGGAAACUCCAUCUUCUAUUAUGAAUACUUCAGGUGGGAAGUCUAAUAAUAAUAAUAAUAAUAAUAAUAAAGAGGAGGUAAAAUAUGCACUCAAGCAGGUAAAGAAACAAUGGCUUGAGGAAUCACGAAUUGGUUUUCCUCCUUAUUUACUGCGUGAGUUUGACCUUCUUCUACGACUACGACAUCCUAAUAUUGUACGUGCACGAGAAGUGGUUAUUCAGGAAAAAAGACAAGAAGCAACGAAGCCAACACGUGUUAUCGUAGCAGGAGGAGUAGGAGGAGGAAUAGGAGUAGAAGGGGGAAAUAUGAAUUCACAUACUAUGAAAGAUGCAGUUACUCUUCAAGAAAUGACAGAUUUGGUACUAAAUGAGAAAAACAAUAAUAACAUGAUUAACGGCAAUAGUACCAACAAUCAUAAUAAUAAUAAUAAUAACAAUAAUAAUAAUAGUAAUAAUAAUAACAAUGGUAAUAAUAAUAGUAAUAAUAAUAAUAAUAAUGGUAAUAAUAAUAAUAGUAAUAAUAACAGUAAUAGGAAUGGAAAAAACAAUGGUAUUCUUAUUUCAAACCAAGAGAAGGUGAAUACAGAUGGAAUACAGUCACGUCAUCAAGGUACAGAUGAGUGGAAAACAGUCUAUCUUGUAAUGGAAUAUUGUCCAUACGAUCUCAAAUCUUUCCUUUCCCUUCAUAAUGAAAAAGGUGUAUAUUUACACUUAAGCUCCCGGAACAAACAUCCAGAUGCUCGAAAGAAUUUUUUGUCUCGAGUGAAAUGUAUUAUGCAACAGCUCUUUCAGGCACUUUCUUUUCUUCAUGAGCAUCGUAUUUUACAUCGUGAUAUCAAAACUUCCAACAUUCUUAUUAGUCCACAAGGUAUUGUCAAGCUCUGUGACUUUGGCCUUGGCCGUUUAUACACUGAAGGACAGGAACUCACUGCAAAUGUCGUUACACUUAUUUACCGUGCACCGGAAUUACAUUUUGGCGUUCGGGACUAUUCACAUAAAAUGGAUGUGUGGUCUUUAGCUUGUAUCAUGGCAGAACUCUUCCUUAAAUUACCAUUGUUUCCUGCCGAAGAGGAAACCAAACAUUUUGCAGCUAUCUGUGAUGUGAUUGGUAUUCCUACGGAAGAAACAUUUAGUGGAUUAUAUAAGAUGCCAGAACUUGCACGUAUAAUGCGUACACUCACACGGUUUAAUCGUGUAAAUACACUUCGUCAAGUGUUUGAGAAAUCUCGACAUGCGGGUGCAUCUACACUUCCAGAAAGUGGAUUUGAUUUACUGCAGCGAAUUCUACGAUGGAAUCCACUAGACCGUUUAUCCGCCCGAGAGGCAUUGGAACACCCAUUCUUUUAUGAAGAUCCAUUGCCGUGUGAACCGGCGGAAUUACUAAAGCCAAUGCCAACUGCAAUGAUAUCCACAUCUUCAAUAUCAACAACAAUAUCAACAACUACUGUGGGAGAUGGGAAACGUGAUGUUGCUGUUGUGAUGACACAGCAAGGAGGAAAUACGGUUGGGGAAUCUAAUCAUCAUCAUCAUCAACAACAAGAACAACAACAACCGCCUCCAACGGCAUCUCUGCAGAAAACGGAGGGUAUUGAUAGGAAUGAAGGCAUGGCGAUUCCUCCUCCUCCUCCAACAACAACAACGACAACACACCAUACGAAUACCACAACUAGGACCACUACAGACAUCUGCAGUCACAGCAGUACUGCGGUGAUGAAUGCUGGUGGUCUUCUCUCUGAAGAGAAGCCUGAACACGCAUUGUCAUCAGGAGAGUCAGGAACAAUAAAAGACACAACACGUCCAAACGAUUUAAAUGAUGCCCAACGUGAGAUGAGACAAAACAGUAUGGAAGAGAAUAAUCAGAUUAGUGGCUUCAAUUCUCCAUCAGAGUAUUGA